Molecule: messenger RNA, 4200 nt
Organism: Malurus melanocephalus (red-backed fairy wren)
Lineage: Eukaryota; Metazoa; Chordata; Aves; Passeriformes; Maluridae
Product: perilipin-4-like
Exons: 8
Coding region: 695-3364 (889 amino acids)
Biological process (GO): positive regulation of triglyceride storage; lipid storage
Cellular component (GO): cytosol; lipid droplet
Source: RefSeq, a predicted model, not a curated record
AGCUUUUGUCACUCAGCAUCCCUGCCCUGCUCGAAUCUCACUGAAUUCUGACUCAUUCAGUGGUUAAMAGCAGCAAUAUUUGGUGUUUUGCCAAAUCACCUCCUGAGAUGUUCCUGGCCAGAGGCAGAGCUCAGUUCAGGGCUCACAAACGUUGGUUUCGCCACUUCUCCCUCUCUCUCUCUCUCUGUUCCUGUUUCUCAGCAAAAUAAAAACCUUGCAUGAAGUAAAAAAACACAAGAAACAAGACAAUGGGCUCUGCUACAACUCAGAUGGAAGGUUUUUUUUUUUUGGGAAGAACCUGUCAGUGAGCCUGGAGCAUUGCAUGGUUUGGAAAUCCAGUUUGGGAGGCAUUUUGAGGGUUUUCCAUUGGAAAAUGUCAUAGCAAAACUAAGAAUAGGAAUUAACUGGCAAAGGAGAKAAAAGCAGAAUCUCUCCUGAAGAACAAAUGGGCUGAAAUCUCUGCUGUGCCUGACUAAGGCUCAGGACUAAUCCUGGAUUUAUCACCAAUACUGGAGUGUCCAGAUCAGCGCUGGGGAAGCCAAUACACAUUCAGAUUAUUGCAACAUUUGAUAUUUCUUCAAUCCCAUUAUGUCAUGAGAAUGUCUCCGAGGCCUGGUUUCACAGGAAGUGAGAUUUCCUGCCUUGCUGGUCAGCAGAAUGGGAAGGCAAAUCUCCAGCUGCAGCUGAACUCAGAAUGGCCUCAGGAAARACCCCAACCCCAGACCUGCUGAAGGCUGAGGAGCAGCAGACAGUGAGCGCUGUCAAUCGAGUCACCAACCUGCCCUUGCUCAAUUCUGCCUUCAACMUGGUCUCCUCUGCCUACAACCAGACCAAGGAGUGCCACCCCUGUCUCAGUGGGGUGUGCAGUGUGGCUGAGACCGUGGCUGCUGUGGCUGUGGGCAGCGUGGUCGGAGGAGCUCAGCCCUUGUUGAGCCAACUCGAGCCCCAGAUUGCCCUUGUGAAUGAAUAUGCCUGUAAAGGUCUGGAUCAGCUGGAGGAGACCCUGCCCUUCCUGCAGCAGCCAGCAGAUAAAGUCAUCUCAGACACCAAGCAGCUGGUGACCACCAAGGUGACCUCUGCUAUGGACGCUGCCUGCGAGGCCAGGGARGCGAUGGCUGAUAAAGUCACGGAAGCUGUGGACCUCACUAAAAAUGUUGUUGGGGACAGUGUCAAACUGACCAGGUCUGUGGUCACCUCCACUGUCAGCAGUGCUGUGGAGGCUGCCCAGGGWGCCAAGGAGCUGGUGACCAACAAGGUGACAGAGGCCGUGGAUGUCACCAAGCACAUGGUGGAGGACAGCGUKGACAGGACCAAGUCUGCUGUGGCCUCCACRAUUGUCAACGCYGUGGAGGCCGCUCAAGGGGCCAAGGAGCUGGUGACCASCAAGGUGACAGARGCUGUGGACCUCAGCAAGCACCUGGUGGAGGACAGUGUGGACAGGACCAAGUCUGCUGUGACUUCCACCAUCACUGCRGCUGUGGGRGCUGCCCAGGGWGCCAAGGAGCUGGUGGCCACCAAGGUGACAGAUGCUGUGGACAAGGUCACCAAAGCUGUGGAUGUCACCAAGCACAUGGUGGAGGACAGUGUUGACCUGACCAAGUCUGCAGUGGCCUCCACGAUUGUCAGCGCUGUGGAGGCCGCUCAAGGGGCCAAAGAGCUGGUGACCGACAAGGUGACCAAGGCAGUGGACCUCAGUAAACACAUCGUAGAGGACAGUGUUGACCUCACCAAAUCUGCUGUGGCUUCCACGAUUGUCAACGCCGUGGAGGCUGCCCAGGGUGCCAAGGAGCUGGUGACCAGCAAGGUGACAGAGGCYGUGGAUGUCACCAAGCACAUGGUGGAGGACAGCGUUGACAGGACCAAGUCUGCUGUGGCCUCCACCAUCACUGCAGCUGUGGGAGCWGCCCAGGGAGCCAAGGAGCUGGUGGCCACCAAGGUGACCGAAGCAGUGGACCUGACCAAAGGGGCUGUUCAGGACAGUGUUGAAAAGACCAAAUCCGUGGUCACCUCUACGGUCAGCACAGCUCUGGAUGCUGCCUACGGCACCAUCAGCAGCAAGAUCAGCACAGCCCUGGAGCAGGGCAGGGAGGCUCUCCAGGAUGGUGUGGAGAUGACCAACUCAGUAGUGACCAACAGCAUCAGCAAAGCCAAGGCAGUGAGCCAGGCAGUGGCUGGAGGUGUGGAAUCUGUCCUGGGAAUGUCAGAGGAUCUGGUGGAUCAUUACCUGCCRAUGACCGAGGAGGAGCUAGGUAAACUGGCCGCCACGGCGCAGGGGUUUGGCGUGGCCUCCGUGGAGGAGCAGAAGCAGCAGCGGAGUUAUUUUGUGCGCCUGGGCUCGYUGUCGGGCAGGGUCAGGCACAGAGCCUACCAGCACUCGCUGGCCAAGCUGCAGAGCAUCAGGCACCGCACCCAGGACACCCUCUCACGRCUGCAGCUGGCAAUAAAACUGAUUGAAGCUGUGAAACAGGAGGUUGGUCAGAAGCUGCUGGAGGGGCAGGAGAARCUCCAUCAGCUGUGGGUGGACUGGAGCCUGACCCAACCCAAAGGAAACCAAGUCAGAACGGCCAGGCAGCCCGAGGUGGAAUCGCGCACUCUGRCCAUGCUGCGCAUCAUCACCCAGCAGCUCCAGCCCGUCUACGAGAACCUCAAACUCAGCAUCCACGGCCUCCCCAGCAACAUCCAGCAAGCUGUGGCUCGGGCCACUCGGCACAUCCACAAGCUCCACGGCUCUUUUUCCACGGCUGUGUCCUUCCAGGACCUCUCAGGAACCACUCUGGCCAGGAGUUGGGACCGCGUGGCAGAAGCCCGGAGGUCCCUCGAUGUCCUCUUUGAGUACAUCACUCACAACACCCCUCUGAACUGGAUUGUGGGGCCCUUCAGGGCCAUAGCCAAGGUGGCACAGGACAGCAGAAAGCACACGAAGAAAGAUGUGAGGACUGAUAGAAAAUUCCCCAAGGAAACGGCUCUACCRUCAGAGGAGGUGACAAAGGCACCUGAAGAGCCAAAGGGCACCAACAGRCUCUCAGAGAAAUGGUAUGAAGUGCUAGAGCAGCUGGAGGACAUGAAAGGGAACCUGAAGGAGACAAAAGGGAACCUGGAGGAGACAGAAGGGAAGCCAGAGAAGGCAGGGAACCUGGAGGAGAAGGCAGGGAGGCCAGAGGAGAAGGCAGGGAAGGUGGAGGAGAAGGCAGGGAAGGUGGAGGAGAAGGCAGGGAAGGUGGAAGAAAAGACAGGGAGGCCAGAGGAGAUGGCAGGGAACCUGGAGAAGGAAGGGAACCUGGAGGAGAAGGUAGGGAGGGAUACAGAGGUGGCCCUGGCUGUAAAGAAAGCAAAAACCAGUGCACCAGAGGAAGAUCUCUGGUAAAUCCCAGCUCUUUUGGCCAAGGCUCYUUGGCUAGAACAGCACUGGAUCUUUUAAUUGUGUGCCCACUUGUGSCACAAGUGCCUCUGCUCUCUGAGUUUAUGGUCAGAUGUGGUUGUAAGGAGGUUUGAUAACCAAGGUGGGGAGAUUCUGAAUCUUGAUUUACUGUUUUUGAAUCACACUGCUGUGCUGGGAGAUGGGGACCUGCACUUCAGCUUUUUAACUCAGUGGCUAAUUCYUGCUGAGACAAGUUGUGGGAGAGAAGAAGUGAUCUCCACUGAUUUUUAAUGCUGGAUUUGUUUUUAAUUUGCCCAAGCUGUGGAAAUCUUGAGAAGAUGCAGUGCUUAUCAUCUUCCACCUUSUCCAGGUUUAAAAAUCCAAGUUCCAGAUACAAAUUCCUUUGUGGCUGUUGUGCUUCCAGGAAGGCUAGGCCCUGCAGCACAUCUGGGGGCAAGGAGCUGCUUCCCAAGAAGAGAUUUCUCUUCAUGGAUCAACCAAAMACUUCUUCCUUCAUGGAGAAACACUUGGCAGGCUGGGGUUUCUUUAAUGAGCUUUGCUAGUUCUGUGAAUGACUUCAGGGAUCACCUCUCUGUAACUCUACGUGUGAAACACUUCACACCCAUCAAACAAGGCAGUUUUUUCCCAGGAGUUACUCUGCUAUGGGAUUAGGAUAUCCCAUUACUCAAAUAGGCAGGAUUUUAAUCCAGGUGCUGGUUCUUCCCCAGCAAACACUACGCUGUGGUAAUUUCUAAUGUAAUUUAUUUUGUUAACUUGUGUCCUGGCAUUGUCCCUGUGCCAGGGCUGCUGAGCAGACCUUGGAAUAAAGCGUGACCCUCAAA